Molecule: messenger RNA, 1647 nt
Organism: Didymosphaeria variabile
Lineage: Eukaryota; Fungi; Ascomycota; Dothideomycetes; Pleosporales; Didymosphaeriaceae
Gene: DBR1
Product: lariat debranching enzyme
Exons: 2
Coding region: 1-1647 (548 amino acids)
Biological process (GO): mRNA splicing, via spliceosome
Cellular component (GO): nucleus
Molecular function (GO): RNA lariat debranching enzyme activity
Source: RefSeq, a predicted model, not a curated record
AUGGCAUCACUGACUCAGACUGCAGGCUUGCGCGUAGCUGUCGAAGGCUGUGGUCACGGGACGUUGCAUGAGAUCUACGCGUCCGUCAAAAAAUCGUGCGAGCUGAAGGGAUGGCCUGGUGUCGACUUGCUAAUCAUCGGGGGCGAUUUUCAGGCCGUCCGAAAUGCACACGACUUGAAGGCUGUUUCUAUGCCGGAGAAAUAUUAUGCUAUGCAUGACUUCCAUGAGUACUAUUCGGGGGCACGAAGCGCUCCUUAUCUCACUAUUUUCAUUGGCGGCAACCAUGAAGCCAGCAAUUACAUGUGGGAGCUGUACUAUGGUGGAUGGGCUGCGCCUAACAUCUACUACAUGGGUGCGGCCAAUGUCAUUCGACUAGGGUCUCUUCGAAUCGCCGGACUUUCAGGGAUCUGGAAAGGGUACAACUACCGGAAACCGCAUCACGAACGCCUGCCGUACAACAAUGACGAUGUAAAGAGCAUUUACCACGUCAGAGAACUGGAUGUCCGCAAGCUCCUCCAACUUCGCAGCCAGGUAGAUGUUGGGCUGAGUCACGAUUGGCCGAAUGGUAUGGAGUGGAAGGGCAACUAUGGACAACUCUUUCGUUUCAAACCAUACUUUGAACAAGACGCGAAGAAUGGGCAACUUGGAAGUAUAGCGGCGACAACAGUGCUCGAGCGACUACGCCCCCCGCUUUGGUUCAGCGCUCACAUGCAUGCUAAGUUCACGGCCGUGUGGGAGCAUGCAGGUGGGCCUGAUCUUCCAACCUUCCAACACGAGGAAACUAAUGUGCCGGCCGCCUCUAAUGAGGAUGAAGUUGACCUGGACAUCGAUGAUACACCUGUAGUUGAAGCCCCCAAGAACGAUGCUGAGAUUGACCUUGAUCUGGAUGAGGAGGCUGAGCCGAGUUCAUCAGCACCGAAGCAAGACCAGAGUGCGAACGCUCCCGCCCAGGGUAAGCUCGACGACAUCCGGAGCCUCUUGCCAGAUUCUUUCGCGCCUCCGCCGACUUCCUCGAACUUCGCCCCGCCUCCUACUCUGCCGUUUCCGCAGGAGAUAACGAACAGAACUACAAAGUUCUUGGCGCUUGAUAAGUGCUUACCUGGAAGGCAAUUUCUGCAGCUCCUAGAAAUAGCACCUCACUCACCGGCUGGCUACGAAAGACCUCUCAAGCUAGAAUACGACCCAGAGUGGCUUGCGAUUACACGCGUUUUCGCAUCAGAGCUGCAACUGGGCAAUUCUGACGUUCGUGUUCCUCAGGACAAGGGAGACAUCUACUACAGACCAUUGAUUGAGAAGGAAAUGGCAUGGGUGGAUGAGCACAUUGUCAAGCCUGGAAAGAUGGUCGUGCCAGAGAACUUCGCGCAGACCGCGCCGGUGUACGAGCCUGCAACGGGAAUUCGUGUUGCAGGAGGCCCGGAAGAGUAUUCAAAUCCACAUACCCAAGCGUUUUGUGAUCUUCUUCAGAUCCCAAAUCCUUUCCAUGCGACGGACGAAGAGAGACUGCGAAUGAUGCAACAGGGUCCUAAGCCGGACUCCGUACGACCCGACCGACGCGGUGGGUACAGAGGCGGGAGAGGACGAGGUCAGGGCCGUGGAAGAGGCGGUCCCAACGUCAACCGUGGUCGAGGACGCGGCCGCGCUCGGUAG